AUGGACCUCAAUACGAUCACUGGUAUUAUUGGAGGUAUUGGACGAAUGCUAGAAACCAGUGUUGACACUAUAAAUAUUCCGUCAGAGUUGAUAAUGGGGCGAUGGUUUCAGAUGUACAAAGCAGCCAUCAAUUUUGACGUGUUUCGUACGCAAAUGUUUUGUCCGGUUGCUUAUUUUUCACCGAAUCCUGUUAUGGGUGAGGAUGGCUUCUCAAUGCAAGAAGCAUAUAAAACGGUCUCGAAAACUGGGCCAAUUGAAACGUAUAAACGUGAUAUGAAUAAAGUUGGACCUGGACAGUUCUGGAUGUACACUGAAGAGUACUUCUAUCCCAGGCAGUUUUACAUCGUCGCUGCUGGUCCUUCAUUUGACAAUGAAACGGCUAAGGCUGACGAACCAAUUCAAUACAUCGUUGUCACUGACGCAAAUCGUCUAUCUCUUAUGGUUUAUGCUCGUGACCCUCAUGUUUUCUUCCAGAAAUACAAUAAGGAUGUUCUGGAAUUUAUGGAGCAAAAGGGAUUUGGUGGCCGAGUGUUCUGGAACAGUCCUCGCCCUAUUUAUCAAGGACCAGACUGCGAAUGGCCUUCAGAGAAAGAAGUAUUCGCUCGACGUGUGUUGAAGAACCAAGAGCUGGCCGAGCGCAGCAGGAACGGCACCAUCGAGCCAGCCAUGACCGGUAUGCCGUUGGCAGACAUGUUGCGCGAUCCAAAGAAAACUCUCGAGCGGCUUGUCGGUACCAGUCAAGGGCUUGGUGGGUUGUCCGAUCACCGACGCCCACAGUCGUUCGACACCACAACCAUCGCCGUCGCCGUCGCUGCGCUCUACUGCAUCUCGUCCCGCAUUAACCACAUAAUAUCGCUACCACGUCGUAUAUUCAUCCCUUCCUCGAAGUGUGUCUGUCCCACUGCAUCAGUCGUGGAUAUGCAGCGGCUGGGUGUGUUGGUUACCGCUGUUGUUACUGCUGUCCUCCGACCUGGUGCUACACAGCACGAUGCGUUCGCCCUUCCUCAUGCGCCACGCUUUGCCCCCAAACCCACAGUACCACCAGAGUAUUCAUCCUUCUUUGAGCUAGACGGGCAUGCACGCGAUCUCGUUGACUCACUUCUGGGACCGCGCCCAGGGGGUUUGUUCCCUGAAAAGACAUAUGAAAUCGGUACUCCUUUAGAGCCUACAAGCAAUAACAAGCCCAUACAUGUGCCAUCUACACUAGAACGAACUCUAGAACAAUUUUUUACUGCUCCUGAACCCACAAGCGGUCAGGCGCUGCCUCCUGGCUUUGGAUCUGGAUUCUCCCUACUGAAUAAUAACAAACCAGUACCAUCAAGCGGCUCCGGUGCCAACACUCGUAGAGCUCCAAAGAAAAACAGCAGUGAUGAAAUCAUGGAGGGAUCUGGGGAAGCGCCUAAAAGUUCAAUUGGUGGCAUACCCAAGGUGUUUCCAAAGCUUCCCAAGGCGCCAAUAUCUCAACCUCAUUCUUAUUCAAGCCGUGAAAGAAUCUUCAUUAACAGUGCUCCAGCGAUUCCUCAAUUUCAGUCUGCUCCUGAAGUGCCCGAAGGAGGCUUCCUACCUGCUGAUAUCCGACGUUCUCCACAAUCUGUCUCUAGCGUAGCGUCAUCUAUUGACGAUGACCCAGAUGGAAUAAAUGAGGAAGAAUUUGGAGGGCUUUCCGAGGACACAUCCACUUCGUCAGGAGGACUCAUUGGAACAAUUUUUGAACUGAUUGGUAUGGGACAACGAAAAGCAUUGGAGGCCAAGGCCAGCGGAAAUUCAAACGCAGGAGACAAAAACGCCUUGGGUAAGGCUGUGUCAAACCUAAUUGGUGGAGAAAACAGCCCGCUUCCUGGUAAAAACAUGAUUUCCAACGUUCUUUACAAGGCUCUUACCUCAGGCAGCGUGCAGACAAAUGACACAGUUCCACGUCUUCCUGAACUACAAAUCAACAAUGGAACCAUUGUUUUGACACCAGCUCAAUCAGCUGCGAUCACCGAGAAUUUGGAGAUGGUUCAGAACUUCAUUAUUCAGCCGUCAUCUCCACUUUGCACUCAGAAACCUGAACCAGUCGCCUUCGACUUCCAUUCCUUUAUGGGUCAGUGGUACCAGGUCGUAUACAGCCCUCCUCUUUCUUCUGGGCAAUGUAGUAUGGUGGCGUAUAAGAAGCUCAAUGACGUCAAUAAUGGAGGACCAGGCUCGAUUUUCGAGAUUUUCGAGUACACAACUGAUGGAACUCCUUAUGGAAAACCAAAAAUCAGCUCUGGUUACGCACUUAUCAAAUCACCUGGCGAGCUGAUUUACCGCACAACCUCCAACCAAGAAGAUGUGAAUGUGCAUGUUUUACGUUUGGGACCACUGAACACUAAUAAUGAGUACGAGUACGUGGUAAUGUCCACAAACUGCAACUUUCCAUUGUAUGUAUUCGCUCGUGAUCCAGAAACAUAUAAGCAGCGAUACGAGAGUGAAGUGAACAUGAUUCUGGAGAAGAAAGGACUCGUGAAUGGCAUUUCACGUCUGCUGAACAUCGUCGCACCAGUGGAGAAUUCAUUGUGCACCUUCCCACCAUCGUUGUUCAACAUCCAGGGAUAA
Molecule: messenger RNA, 2577 nt
Organism: Angiostrongylus costaricensis
Lineage: Eukaryota; Metazoa; Nematoda; Chromadorea; Rhabditida; Metastrongylidae
Source: the annotation of a GenBank genome assembly